UAUGUAAACAAGUAAUCUGAGAUGGACGGACACUCCCGUCUUCCAGUCACCCUUCGGUGCUCUCCAUGGUUCUGCAUUAAUUACCACAGUCUGUCCAAUCAGAAGGGGGAGGUGUAGACCAGGGGCGGGAAGAGAUGCUAGGAAGAGACAGGCCCACUUUCCCCAAACUGUACAAGGGAGCGUCUGUAGUUUCAGGUUAGGAGCAACAGGUAACAAAUUAAAGGUAAAUGGUUUUUUUUUCUUCAUUCCUUUAUUGAUUGGCUCAGGAAGAGUAUCCUUUAAUUUAGGUUGAUAUAGUCCAGCUUUCCUCUGCUCUUUACUUUUUAAAGAUACUGCCUAUCUUAAAAGUUGGUGCAUAUAGAAAUAUAGUAGCGUAUGCUUCCAGGGCCAGGAAGCUGUUUCUAUUUACAGAAUAAGCUCUGUGAACAAAAUUGGAGGAAGAACCGAUCUGGUUCUAGCGCUAGGGGAGGAAACCAAGCUGGGUUUAAACGGGACCUCCUCAUGUUGCCUUCGGAGUUUGUGAGUGUGCUUAUCUCUACUUUUUUACCACCACAUUAUUAUUAAACUUCAUUGGUAUUCUGCUUUUGGGCCCGAAGGUCUCCAAAGCAGUGAAGACCAGAUUAAAAAUACAAUAGACGAAACACAAUAAAAUGCAACAAGCAGACCGUCUGUCGAAUUAGCUGUAAAUAAAUAUUACCAUGUAGUCAGAGGGAGAUUUAUGGCAUGUUUUUGGAAAUCAAUGCACAAGAAAGUGCACAGGAUUAUUCUGUGUAAAGAAAGACGUUUUCCACCUUGCCCAUUUCUGCUUCCUCAUUUAAGACCAGACUUACUGUCGGGGGACAAAGCAAAGGCAGCUGUUCAUCCUGAUCGACCAUCUGUCUAAAUCAGACUUGGCGUUCAAAGGGCUGUUGAAUCCAGAGAUUGUGCAGCACUAUGUAAAAAGGUGUUUGGAAGAGUUUUGUCACGACUCGGGAUUUUCACCAUGCCAGUGCAAAAAGAGAGGCUGUGUUGGAACAGUAAAAAUGGCUGCAGCCAAGGCCAGCAGCUUCCCACUGGGUUCUUUCGACAAAACGGUUUUGCUUUCAAGCAGUAGCCAUCUAUGUAGUUUCGGCUGUUAUAUAAGUAUUUAAGAAGCUGGUGCAUAGGACGAUGAAUCUGGUCCUUUUCAACUGGGUUAUUAAUGCACUGUUCCCAAAUCACGGAGAUAAGACUCACUUAUUUAUAGCACGUCAUCAGUUCCCUAGAUGCUGCCACACCAUGCUGACUAAUGGCAUCAAGCAGCAAAGAACUAAGAGCUGGUGCCUCUUUGAGGCAGCUCCUGUAUUCCUCAACUAUGAUUCACUUACGGAAUUCACUGCCACAAGAUAUGCUGAUGCCCACUAAUAUUAGAUGGCUUUAAAGAAUGGAUAAACAGAGGGUCUGUGCUACCCCUUUAUUAGCUAUGAUGACUAAAUGGAACAUCCAUGUUCAAUGGCAGCGCCUCUAUGGAUAACAGAUGUUGAAGACAAACAUCAGAAGUAAAGGCAUGCACAAUUGUGCCAUAUUAAGUGAGAUGGCUCAUGUAAGGAUCUACUUUCUAGAACUUUUUUCUUUUUAGUGCAUCUGAGCCAAAACUUAAAGGAGGAAUGACUGACUUACGUAUACUUGGAGGCCAUGUUAUUCCAGCUGUAAGGUAAAGGGACCCCUGGCCAUUAGGCCCAGUCGUGACCGACUCUGGGGUUGCGGCGCUCAUCUCGCUUUAUUGGCCGAGGGAGCCGGCGUACAGCUUCCAGGUCAUGUGGCCAGCAUGACUAACCCGCUUCUGGCGAACCAGAGCAGCGCACGGAAACGCCGUUUACCUUCCCGCCGGAGCGGUACCUAUUUAUCUACUUGCACUUUGACGUGCUUUCAAACUGCUAGGUUGGCAGGAGCAGGGACCGAGCAACGGGAGCUCACCCCGUCACAGGGAUUCGAACUGCCAACCUUCUGAUUGGCAAGUCCUAGGCUCUGUGGUUUAACGGACAGCACCACCCGCGUCCCUAUUCCACUUGUAGUACUAAUCAAUUAAUUUAUAUACUACAUUUCCUGCAAAUUCAUCAGUGUUCAAAGCUAUGCACAUUCUAAAAACAGAAGUAUCAGAACCUGAAGGCCAUAAGUAGUUUUAUUUUAUUCGCCACACAUUUUGAAAUGCCUUCAUAGGUGGCCAUGCUCUUUAAUAACGUCUCCACGGAACAACUGACUAGGAAACAAAACUUUUAAAAAGGAAGCAACACCAAGCCUCUCUCACGCAGCUUUUGAAGGUUUCCAUUUGAAGAAAUUUAAUAGCUUUCCGUGGCCACUGAAGCUGCCGUCCUAUAUGUACAUGCAUGUGGGAGUAAGUCCCACAUAACUCAUUCUGAAUAGACAUGUAUAGGCAAAGUCAACAAAGACACCGUGACACCAGAAAGACUAACAAAUUGUUAUAGAGGAGGUUCAGUGAUAGGGCACAUGCAUGGCAUGCAAAAGUUCCCCUGUUCAGUCCUUAGCAUCUUCACUUGAAGAGCGAUGGCCAGAGUAGCCAAUCUUAGGCCAGAUAGACUGAAGGCCUGCCUCGGAAUAGGACUACUUCCCAUGUUUCUUUCUUAGGGUACAAUCCUCACUUGGCGUGGGUUAACGUAGUGGUGGAAGCUGCUCAGGCAGGUUGCUGCCCCAAUCUGAAGCUGGCAUAGUGAUUGAACCCAGUUCAGGCCUGAGGCUGUCUUGUGAUAGCAGUGGGGCCUGCUAGAGAUCCAAUGGAUCCCGGGGCAGCUCAGCUGCUCUCACCCCUACCCCUAAACAUCCUAUUUCAGGGCUUUCCACUGGCUGCCUUCGAUCCACCUGCAACUUCAGUGGAUGGAAGCAGGAUCUUAGCACCAGUGGAAUGAUGCUGGCAUCAAUCUGCAAGUGGAGGCCAGCCAAGCUCAGCAAAGGAACAUCUCGGCCCAAAUCAACCCCUGACCCCAACAAAAAAGGAUGGGGUUGUUGUUAAGUUUCUUAGGUGCAGAAGUGCUUUGAACAUUUUUCUUUUCUUUUAAAAAUUGCCACAGGAUUAUAUUCACAAUCCCUUUGGAAACUACCGUAUUUUUCUGUGUAUAAGACGCCCCCCAUGUAUAAGAUGCCCCCUACUUUUGGGGACCCCAAAUUAAGAAAAUGGGCAUAUGCACUAUCCGUGUAUAAGACGCCCCCAGAUUUUUUACCUUAUUUUAAAGUGAAAAAAACCUAGUCUUAUACACGGAAAAGUAUGGUACUUUCUUUUUAAACAUUAAACUUUUUUGUCAGAAAAGUCUUGUGCAAGAAACGUAUAAAGAAAAAAGAACAAUAUAAAUAUUUUUAAAAAUAUACAAGAGACAAACGAAAAAUGAGACUUCCACAAUAUGAAAAAGAUUGGGCCAAGGAGAAAUUAAGCAGAGAGAAAUAUAUGAGGGAGGACCAGGCAGAAGGCCUUCUCAGUAGUGGUGCCCUCCCUGUGGAAUGCCCUCCCACCAGAUGUCAAGGAAAUAAACUACUAUCUGACUUUUAGAAGACCUCUGAAGGCAGCCCUGUUAUGGGAAGUUUUUAAUGUUUGAUGUUUUAUUGUGUUUUCAAUAUCCUGUUGGAAGCUGCCCAGAGUGACUGAGGAGGCCCAGCCAGAUGGUCGGGGUAUAAGUAAUAAUUAUAAUAAUAUUAUUAUUAUUUGACAAACUUAGAGAGUAUGCUGACAAUGAAGUUGACAUGGACAAGGGACAUAGUAAAAAAAGAAAGAUGUUUUUAAAUGUGCUGUGAAAAGAGUCUGUGGAACACAGAAAUCCCACAUGAAAGUGGGGAAAUCAAUAUUAUGUUUUGUUUUGAGUCAGGGUAGAAAACCCCCCUUUCUAUUCCCAAAUGGUUUGCCCUGGCACCCCUUGUUUGGCCUACUGCCUGAGGUUUUGUGGAGGAGGAUGUGCCAUCACCAGUGUUGAAGUAAGGUUCAGCUGCCAGUCCAGCCCAUUUCUGUUUGGGGGGGGGUAUCUUAACCUAUAUAUUAUAUGUAUAUAUUAUUAAUUAGCAUUUUGGAGAAGAUUUCCACUUUUUAAAUACUACUUACAGCAGCGUCUUGGGUUUCCAAGUCUAAGAUGUGUUGCUACACUGAGGAAAAAAUGUGUGCAUCAUUCAAAACCUAAUAUGUUUGUACUAUGUUCUUAGUAGAUCUUUGUAUUUCUUCUUAAGGGAAGGUUGAAAUUCCAGUUUAGCACAAUGACCUUUUGGACUGAUACUAUCAGAGGGUUGCAAAACCAUUUCUGAGAAUUCAUUAAUUGGCUGUUUUGGGGAAAAAAGAAAUCUACAUUUCACUGCUAGCUAGAUAUAACAGCAGAACAUAUUUUGCAUAUUUUGCAAACAUUCUUGAGUUGUACAUACACACCUUGAAGAAAUCCUCCUUUUCUUUUCACUCCAACACACACAGAGAUUUAUAUUCUGGAUUAUUUAGCGAAAGGGAAUCUUGGUGAUGGAUGGGAAAAGAUCUAUGCCAGAUCCGUCCUCUGCCAAAUGAGAGAUUUCCCAAGUGAAGAGAUGCUAAAUCAUUUAGGCUGCAACAUAAUGCACAGAUUUGGUAAUAAGCUUCAGUGAAAUAUAGGAGGAGUCAUUUUCAAGCAAACAUUCGGAAGCUCUGGUUGUAUACUUUGUAAAUUACUAUUCACCGAACCUCCGUUGCUGCAGAGACACGGCCAGGUUUGAGGAAGCCGCCCUCCAAGCCUGACAAACGACGCACAUAAAAUUCUACAAAACUUAUACAUUCUGGAAAAGUGGCCGAAUAUUGUGACUGAAUCCUUUUCUUCAGUUGACUGACUCACACAUUGCAUCUCAGAAUUCAUCCAUCGCAUUUUUACAUUCAUCCAUUCUGUUUUAUUUUUAAAACUCCCCUUGCAAAAGCCUUUGCAACCAGACUCAGAUAUGUAUAUGCACUUUUUAUGUACGUUUCUGGACAUACAAACAGAACAUCUUCACUCUAGUAAAUGAAGCUCCUUCUUAUGAGUACGGUUGCCAACAUUUUUGCCAUUUUCCUCUCUCCUAGAUGCCUGGUACAGCGAGACACGACCGGGAGAUGGCAAUCCGGGCCAAAAGAGACCUUGCCAAAACUACAGAUCCAAUCGAGAGACUUCGCCUUCAGUGCCUAGCAAGGGGCUCUGCUGGCAUCAAAGGCCUCGCCAGGUAAAAUGAGUUCAUGAGGUAAAUUAUUAAACCAGCCCACAUUCUUCUGUAGGCCAGGAGAUUACUGAAGCACAGCUGGCCUUGCUUAAUAGAUAUUUGGAUUUCCGUGUUCUGUUUCCAGAGGCCCUCAAGCACUGAUGUUAUGAGGCAGCCAAACUGUCAAGAAAGAGAAAAUACUUACCUGAACCAGUUGAAGGCUGCAGGGGCCUCAUUACACCUGAAUUCACUUCACAGCUCAUGAACUCACGUAAUGUUAAAUAUAACUGUAGAGUUGGAAGGGACCCAGUGAGUUAUCUAGUCCAACCCCCCUGCAUUGCAGAAAUGGGCUGAAGGCAAUGGUAAGAGGGCUUGGAAAAUGAGGAAUGAGGGAAGGAAAGUCAUAGGCCCCUAACAGCAUCACUUAGGGCAAAACUAUUCAACUGUAGCUUGCAAAAGGCAGCAUAAAAUGCAUGAUUGUCAGAAGUACUGAUGAUGAGUUAAAGCAAUGAAAGUAGGCGUUUUUUUCUGUAGCAAACUCAAGCAACUGCCUUGAACCUUAGAAAUAACAUUAACUAUUAACUAUUUGGGGGACUAUAGGACUUGAAGCUGCACAUUUCAUUUGCAAUAUCUGAAAACAGAGUCCAGAUUUACUUAUUGGUAUGCUAGUCUUUGGCCGAUAGGGCUCCGUGAAUGACUUAUAUACAGUUAGAACAAGACAGGUCUUUUGUAAUCUAAAAGGCAUGACACAAAAGGAGAAAGAGAGAGGGAGGAUGGAAUGGAAACAGUUUAGAUGAAUGCUACACAUUUAUUUAUUUUUGCGUAGGAGCUGACUGAGCUGCCCUAUUGGAUGAAAAAGGAUUGUGUUGUUUCUUUUCUCUUGAAUGCCUGUGUCCUAACUUCUUGAUAUCAGUGUCUGCUCUCUAUUCCUCUUCCAUCCUCUUUUCAUAGAAUCAUAGAAUCAUAGAGUUAUUUUAUUACAGUGGUGCCUCGCAAGACGAAAUUAAUUCGUUCCGCGAGUUUUUUCGUCUAGCGAAUUUUUCGUCUUGCGAAGCACAAAAUCCCAUAGGAAUGCAUUGAAAUUCAAUUAAUGCGUUCCUAUGGUCAAAAAAGUCCAAACAAAGCCAAAUUUGGUACAACAAGAGUUUAUUAAGUGCUCUUUAAAGUCACACAUACUGUAAAGAGCAUUUCAAAAAUUGAAGGAACAAUAAAUUAAGUUUCUAAACAUGACAGAAAAACAUUUAAAAAUCAACAAAGUGUACAGUACAUUUUCUAAGACUCUGGGGACAACUCGAAGACGGUUCUACUUCCACUCUUUGCUUCUUGCUGAAGAACCCCCUCCUCAACUGUUCCCCCAGCCACCCACCACACAGAAAUUCAAAUCCAGAAUUUUUUAAAAAAACAGCAGAGUGGCCCAAUGGUCACAGAAAAUCAUAAAAAUGCAGAAAAAAACCACACAAGCUUCCAGAUUCUUGCAAACCCCUCCUCAACUGUUCCCCCAGCCACCCACCACACAGAAAUUCAAAUCCAGAAUUUUUUUAAAAAACAGCAGAGUGGCCCAAUGGUCACAGAAAAUCAUAAAAAUGCAGGAAAAAAACACACAAGCUUCCAGAUUCUUGCAAACCCCUCCCCAACACCAAGUCCUUGAAUUCCAAACACCCCAACCCAAAAUCCAAAACCCCCCAAAAAAAGUUUUAAAAGUUUAAAAGAAGUUUUGGAAAAGCUUCAAAAAUCACCAAAGUCUUCAAAAAAGGCUACCACACCGCGUUCUAUGAGUUGCUCCUCGAAGUCAAGUCGCAACUGUAUUAACGGUGUUAAGAAAAAGGAAACAAACUUGCAAGACGUUUUUGUUUUUCAUCUUGCGAAACAAGCCCAUAGGGAAAUUCGUCUUGCAAAGCAGCUCAAAAAACGCAAAACCCUUUCGUCUAGCGAGUUUUUCGUCUUGCGAGGCAUUCAUCUUGCGGGGCACCACUGUACUCUUUUCUUCAAAGUGGCCCUUCUUUUCUUCAGGGUCUUUCGAAUCAUGGAUGAUGACAACAGCAGGACUAUCGAUUUCAAAGAGUUCUUGAAAGGCCUCAAUGAUUACGCUGUGAUGAUUGACAAAGACGAAGCUGAAAAGAUCUUCAAGAUCUUUGAUAAAGAUGGGAGUGGAACAAUAGACUUUGAUGAAUUUCUCAUAACAUUAAGGGUAAGGCUAAUUUAUUUUAUUUUAUUUUUAAAAGAAAUGCUUUCUGUGUCAUAGAAAUAUAGAAUGGUAACUUUAGUGCAAAAAGGUAAAGGUAAAGGGACCCCUGACCAUUAGGUCCAAUCAUGGCCGACUCUGGGGUUGUGGCGCUCAUCUCGCUUUAUUGGCCGAGGGAGCCGGCGUACAUCUUCCAGGUCAUGUGGCCAGCAUGACUAAGCCGCUUCUGGAGAACCAGAGCAGCGCACGGAAAUGCUGUUUACCUUCCCGCCGGAGCAGUACCUACUUGCACUUUGACAUACUUUCAAACUGCUAGAUUGGCAGGAGCAGGGACCAAGCAACAGGAGCUCACCCCGUCACAGGGAUUCGAACCGCUAACCUUCUGAUCGGCAAGUCCUAGGCUCUGUGGUUUAACCCACAGCACCACCCGCAUCUUAAGCAGUGCUUUUUUUCUGGUGGGACACAGGGGGGCUCAUGCCCCUAAGCAUUUUGUGAAUCUAAGUUUGGCCUCAUUGAGGGUCAGUAUUUAAAUAUAAACAGGAAAAUGAGAGUACCUCUAAACAUUUUUUGGAAAAAGCACUGGUCUUAAGUGUAACAAAAAUAUAAUUUAACCAUUGUUUAAUAAACAAUGGCUUACUGUGAUCAUCUGGACUCUGUUCAGCAGCUUAACCAUGGUUUAUUACAACAAACCACACACAUAGCCAUGGUUUGUUGUUGGCUUAUAAACUUUAGUUAAUGUUAACAAUGGCUUCCCGUUGCAUGUGAGCCAGGCAGUAGCUACCGUAUUGGCCCGAAUAUAAGCCACACCCGAAUAUAAAUCGCACCUUUAAAAUUGGAGGAGGGGGAAAAAAAGGAAAAAUACCCAAAUAUAAGCUGCUCCCUUCCUUGCUGCUCCUGGCUGCAUACUGGGGAGGGGGGGUUGUGCUGCGUUGGCGGCGGCCUUGGGGGAAGACGGGGACUAUGCACAGGGUGGGCGCUGCUUUGCCACACUCCUGGUGCUGUUUGCCAUGCUCUCCUGGCUGCAUACCGUAAGGUCGCGAAUAUAAGCCACACUUUAACAUUUCACAGUCGGAAUUUGGGGGGGAAAGUGAGGCUUAUAUUCAGGCCAAUAUGGUACUAUAUAAGCUUAUGAAUUCUAUUUUGAAAACCCACCUGCAAUGUACCAUUUCCUUUUGUGGAUGGUGAUUCAUAAAAAGCUCCGUUGUGGUGAAAUGAAACAGUCAUGAAAGGCCAAAGUAAGUUAUAUGAAAAUACAAUCAUAUGCAGCCCAUAUUCACUCUGGAGCAGGUCCCAGUUUGUUCAUUGGCCUUGCUCACUAGUAAGUGUAUGUAGGCUAGUAGCCUCAGUAUAUUAACCAAUCCUUUGAAAUCCGUUUUAAGCUCCUUUCACAUGGCUGUAUGCAUUCCACCAUGCCCUAUGUAAAUGCCCAUACAUGAAGGGAUGGGGUUCGUUUUGUUAGUUCUGCCUCAAACACUGCUUGGUUGUCAUGUGAACAGGAUUUUAUGCCUGCCCAUCUAACUGUAUGCAAACUAGCCUCCUUCCGGGGUUACAUUUCCCCCCUUUGUGGGGGGAAGUGGGGCUGAGAGUGCCCUCCACAAGUUGGAGGGCAAACCUCUGAACAUCCUGUACUCAGGAAGGCUCUCCAUACAAUUUAAAACCCUGAUUACAAAUGAUUAUACCGUAAUAAAUAUAUUAGUCUGUGAGGUACCAUACAACUAUGUUGCUUUUCCUGCAGAUGGCAACCCCUCUGAUUUUAUGAACACAGUCUUCCAAUGGUGAAUCGGCAUUCCUAUCCUUUCUAUCAUUUAUCCCAGGUCUAUAAAGCAGGAUAUAAGUCCUUUAUGAUCAAAUGGGUCCUGCAACCUUCCUUUUGGUGACCCAAAGCCCUAUGAACACAUUAAAGGAAAUGCAGCCAAUCUGCCGAUAUUUUUAUUACAGUAAUAGCAUUGGUCGGUACAAAGACCUUGCUGCACAUGGGUGACGAUCCAAUGACUUUACUAUGUUCAUUUGUUGGUGUUGUUGUUUUAAAGCCUCCCAUGUCUAACGCAAGAAAAGAAGUCAUCAUGCAAGCCUUUCGAAAGCUAGACAAGACCGGGGAUGGGAUUGUCACCAUUGAAGAUUUACGAGGAGUCUACAAUGCAAAACACCAUCCCAAGUACCAGAAUGGGGAAUGGUCUGAAGAGCAAGUUUUCAGGCUGUUUCUGGAUAACUUUGAUUCGCCUUAUGAUAAAGAUGGACAGGCAAGUGAAAUAUUGCAGGUUGACAGAAAGGUGGCGCCUUUGUAACAUUUAAGGGUUUUGCUUUAAAGAACAAGACAGUUGGCACAAUAAUUACACACAGUGCAGAAAAUUAGGCAUAGCUACUAGCCAUGAUGGGUGGCACUGUGGGUUAAAGGGUGGUGCUGUGGGUUAAACCACAGCGCCUAGGACUUGCCAACCAGAAGGUUGGCGGUUCGAAUCCCGCGAUGGGGUGAGCUCCCGUUGCUCGGUCCCAGCUCCUGCCAACCUAGCAGUUCAAAAGCACAUCAAAGUGCAAGUAGAUAAAUAGGUACCGCUCCGGCAGGAAGGUAAACGGCGUUUCCGUGCGCUGCUCUGGUUCACCAGAAGCGGCUUAGUCAUGCUGGCCACAUGACCCGGAAGCUGUACGCCGGCUCCCUCGGCCAAUAAAGCGAGAUGAGCACCGCAACCCCACAGUCGGUCACGACUGGACCUAAUGGUCAGGGGUCCCUUUACCUUUACCUUUACUAGCCAUGAUGCAGAUGGAUGCUGACCGGCUUCUGAAUUCCAGUUGCUGGAAACCACAGGAGGAAGCUAUUGCUUUCUGGUCCUGCGUGCAGGUUUUUCACAGGCAUCUGGCUGGCUGCCGCGAGAACAGGAUGCUGGACUAGAUGGGCCUGAUCCAGCAAGCUCUUCUUAUACCCUUGCUCUUUCAUGAACAUUAGUCGGAUGGGGGGUGGGAAUGGGAUAUGUGAACUCCAUGGGGGUUUGACCAGUGAGCAGAAGUGGAGGAGACAACCUUUGUGUUUGUACGCCUUAACAUGCAAAAUUCCUAUGGCUUUUACAUCCCACUUUUUUUUACCAUUAUCUUUCAACACAACUGUUUUCUAUGUUCCAGUGCCCUGGGACUCUAAGGAGGAUCAACGCAUCUGCUUGCUCAAUGUGCCUUUUACUAAUAAGGCCUUCCAUUGCAAAUAAUAGCUGGAUGACCUUCAUGAGGUGUUCUUUCCUGUAGGGAAAGGGAAAGAAGGACUCCAUAAUGGGAAUUCCCAUCUCAUGUUAAGCUUUUUAUUUUCUGCUGUCAUGGACUCCGCAUUUCCCCCUUUCUGAUAAGGUUCCUUCUGAAAACCGGAUGCCUUCUAGAUGUAGUUGGACUACAACCUCCAUUGGUUCCAGACAGGAGGACUCAGUGGUGAGGGAUGAUGGGAGUUAUAGUCCAAAACAUCUGGAGGGAAAGGCAUCAAUACAUAUUCCAUGUGGAGCAAUUUCUUUCUUGAUUUCUUGUCGGUGGUAAGACAAGGCGAGACAAAUGAAGAUAUUAAUUUUUUCCCCUUUACAAUUCCUCUACUUUAGGUUACACCAGAAGAAUUUAUGAACUAUUACGCAGGUGUCAGCGCUUCAAUAGACACAGAUGUCUACUUCAUUGUGAUGAUGAAAAACGCUUGGAAAAUCUGAUUUUGUUAUUGUAAUGCAAAGUGCUGCUGCUGCUGUUGUCAUUGUAAACAUCUCCUAAGCCUCAUCAUAUACAGGACAGUGCUGCUGUAUUCAGACCAGUAACCAGCUGCUCCAUUCCUAGGAGUGAAUUAGAAGAAGCAAUAGCCAAAAUUAUCACUGCGCCUAUUAUUUUGGGAAGACUGAUCUCACUGAGGAACUGUGAUUUUCGUUUCAGCAAACAGGGAUUCCUAAUGUAACAAAUGUGAACAGGGGUCAGGAGGACAGAAGUACUGCUUGAGUCAGGGAUGAUAAGCCCUUCCUCCACCUGCUGCUUUUCCUCAACUCCUUUCCUUGCCCCCAGUUUCCUAGCCUCAUUACUACCCCCUCAGUCAGGCUCUGAGAUCAGCAAUAAGAGGGGGAAGCAAUAUCUGGGGAGGGGUUGCAGGAAGAAAAGUGGUGGGUGGGGAAGCAUCACACCUGAAAUUCCUCCCUGUACAUUAUUCAGCAAACACAAGGUUGGGAAUGCUGGGUUGCAUCCAAUGAUGGUUUUGCCUUAGCGCAGGGGCGAGGAAGCUUUUUCACACUCCCCAGGGCCACACUCCCUUCUGGCCAACCUUCCAGGGGGCCCACAUGGCAGUGGGUGGGUGGAGCCAGAGGCAAAAGUGGGUGGAGCAACAAGUGAAGAAGUUACCUUUGUAUGCAGCAGGCUAGAGUCUGCACACACAUUCACACAACCCUCUAUAUCCUCUAGUCCAGGGGUAGGCAACCUAAGGCCUGGGGGCCGGAUGUGGCCCAUUCACCUUCUCAAUCUGGCCCGCAGAUGGUCCAGGAAUCAGUGUGUUUUUACAAGAGUAGAAUGUGUGCUUUUAUUUAAAAUGUAUCUCUGGGUUAUUUGUGGGGCAUAGGAAUUUGUUCAUUCCCCCCCCCCAUAUAGUCCGCCCCCCCCACGAGGUCUGAGGGGCGGUGAACCGGCCCAUGGUUGAAAAAGGUUGCUGACCCCUGCUCUAGUUAGACAAACGAGGCGUUAUCAGAGCUGGAGGACAUUUUCAUCCAGGCAAAAAACACCUGGAAGCAAGCUCAGUGAGGGGUCUGGUCUGAGGAGAGGGGUUUGAGGCCUGGGGAGAAUGUGAGGGCCAGAUAGAAAAGCUUGGAGGGCUGCGUUUGCGGUUCCCCACUCCUGACUUUGUGCAUGAACAAGGCCGGGCACCUGAAUUUUGUUGAUCCCUCAUACCCACUUAAUUUCCCUUUCCACUGAAAAGCUGUUCCUGAGGAUUGUGGGGGACCCACUUGUCAGCAUGGAGACUGGUGCACAGGUUUGUGGUAGGUGAAUGGAGGGCAGAACAGUAAAAAUGGGGUGCUUCGACUUGUGCAAGCAGAAGUAGGUAAAGGUAAAGGGACCCCUGACCAUUAGGUCCAGUCGUGGCCGACUCUGGGAUUGCGGCGCUCAUCUCGCUUUACUGGCUGAAGGAGCCGGCGUACAGCUUCCGGGUCAUGUGGCCAGCAUGACUAAGCCACUUCUGGCGAACCAGAGCAGCGCACGGAAACGCCGUUUACCUUCCCGCCGCAGCGGUACCUAUUUAUCUACUUGCACUUUUAUGUGCUUUCAAACUGUUAAAUUGGCAGGAGCAGGGACCGAACAAAGGGUCCCCCAUCACGGGGAUUCGAACCGCUGACCUACUGAUCAGCAAGUCCUAGGCUCUGUGGUUUAACCCACAGCGCCACCCGCAUCCCUUGCAAGCAGAAGUACUUUCUGCUAAAGCAAAGCCAGUGUUGAAAUGCAACCCACUCUGAUUGCUGAAGCCACAAUUAGUUUCCCCCCAAGAAGAUGGGGACCUGAAGUAAAAAAGAUGAGUGAUGAAAUCCUUGCCAGAGUGCAUCUUUUGGUUUUUACCUGCCAUUUCUCCUUUUGCAUAUGGAAUCUGCUUUGGCUCAGAAAUCUAUGUGACCCCCUUGCUUCCAAAGUCCCUGGAUUUAUACAGAUUUUUAUGGUCCAAUAUGUCAGCAAAACAAUUAACGGGCUGUUGGUAGGAUGACUCAUUGCCUUUCAGUGAGGCAGGGAGGAGAGAGAGAAAAACCGCUUCUGGUACUCCUUAGUAAUGUCAAGUGCAUAUGAAUUAAAACUGCAUUCACUGGGUAACACUGACGCCAAGAGUUUACUUCAUUUUCAUUUUCAAACAUACAUAAAAAAAUAAUGUAAAACAUUUUCAAAUGCCUGAGACCUUUUUCACCAGUAGAAAGAUGAGCACAUAUACAUGCUAGCAAAUUCUAGCAUAUCUGUAUUCGUCCGAGUGCGUCUGUGUGUUUAUGUUUAUAUACACACACAAACACACACAUAUAUAUUAGAAGCUGAAUGUGCCCCUUCUGGCCCAUAAAAUCAGAAAGAAUAUCAAUACGCUGCAAUAAAAACCACACAGUAAUCUUUAUAUCCAACCCAAUACAUUUUCAGCAAAAUCUUCAGCAGCAAAAACAUAUCAUCAGUAAACAGCAAAUGAUUGGAAUGUGGCUGAGCAGAUACACACUGGAUUGCACUGUCAGCCUCCAGGAUCCUUGGCCUUGUGAGAAAUUAAGCAGCAAUUCAUGACAGAAUUCAAGUUUUAACUGUUGCUACAGUAGCAGGCAAUGAAUUGAUAGCUGUAUCAACCAGUACAUAUAAAAUGCACCAGUGAAGUAACAUAUGUAACCAAGAGUUAUUCACACAACACAAUUCAUACACGGAAUUCAUUGCCGAAGUUGCGAUGCCAACCAUUAAGAACUGUUGCGCUUAGGUUCUGCUUGCAGGCCCCUGUUUGGCCACUAUGAGAACAACAUGAUGAACUAGAUGGGCCACUGGCCGGAUCCAUCAGAGCUGUUCUUGUGUUCUUAAGAGGAUUAGACAAAUUAAUAAAGGGCAGAUCCAUCUAUCAGAGCUAUGUUGAUCAGCCAGGAGCCAACUUUGCAAUAAUAAAAAAAUCCUACACAAUUCAACAGCAUGGCAUGUGCCAGACUCAUUUGGAAUAGAGAUGUUAAAAGAUCAAAAAUAUUUCUACUGUCAGCCACUCUUUUCAGGAUUACUGGAGAACUGGAUUUUUGCAGCAAGGCUAAAAAACCCCCCGAGUGUGUACAAAUCAUUGGCAGCCUCUCCCACGGAAACCCCAUUUCGACGAACGAGCUCUUGUGCAACUUUUCGGCUGUUUCUUCACAAAAGUCAAUUGAGGUGGUGGAUACAGCCAAUGGGUGUCCUAAAAACUCCAAAGCGGUGCAAUCCAGUAUUCUGGAGGUGCAAACUUGUCUGGGUUUAAUGAAAUCUCUGCAAACAUCCCAGUGUUUUGUACACAUCCAUGAUUUUAGAAUGCAGCCCUUAUUCUGGCAAGUCUCCAUUGAAAAAACUGACAAAGCACUAUUGUAAGUACCUGUUCUUUCCAGAGCAUUUUUACUGCAUUGCUCAGAAGAAAAUAUUUUCAGUGACUCGUGUUUACAGCAACAGGCAACUUGACCUUAGGGAAAUAGCUAAAUGCAGACAUAAGAACACAAGAAGACCUGCUGGAUCAGGCCCUGUGGCCCAUUGAAUCCAAUAUCCUGUUCUGAUGAGCCAACCAGGUGCCUGGGGGAAACCUGCAAGCAUAACCUGAGCACAAGAACACUUUCCCCUCCUGGUAUUUGGAAGCACUGCUGCCUAAGACUGGAGGCUAGGCUAAAAUAUAGGUUUUUCAGAUCCCACCUGACCUAUAGUACUUUUUCAUUCAAGAGCUUUGAAGCAGGCGGUGGUUCUGCUGGUGCAGCUUCCCAGUGUUGCUACAAUGAUGAGAAAACCAGAACCUGUCCCUGACCCACGUCAAUUACAAAGCUGAGCAGCAAAAUUCAGAGCCAGGGCAGGGCAAGAGAUGCCAGCAUGGAAAACCAGGUCAUGUAAUUCAGCCUUGCAAACAAGUCCACAAAAGUUACUAGCCUGGAAAAAGGUUCGAGCCCACCCAGGGAUGGCUGCGGGCAGGAUUCCGGCAUUGCAGGGGGUUGGAUUAGAUGACUCUCGCAAUUCCAACUCUGCAAUUCUAUGAUUCUGUGAAAAGUCGCUUGCUGAUGGCUGACAGAAGCUGGACACUGAGGACAAGACUUAUUUCCUCGAGCAACCCCCAAGGUUUCCAUGCAGGGAGCACUCGCCUGCAUGGAAUUCCGAGUCACCUAUGGUUACCAGGCUAGUGGUUAACUUCAAGACUGGUGUAAUCUUCUCACUGAUCAAUGCCCAAAAAUGAUACUUGGAGAGCCCAAUCAUGCCAUGUGCCAGAGCUGCUAGUUUUGAAAAUUCCCCUUGUUUUCGAAAAAACUCGCCAUUGUGACAUAGGCCUCUUCUUUAUUUGGAACUGUUACAUCUGCGUAAGCUUGAAGACAGUUAUCAGACUCAGGUCCAGGCAGGAUAGCAGCGGGAUGCGUAGAAGAACUGGCAUGGUUGAGGAGAGCAUCACUACCGCCAUCUUGGUCUCCAAUACCACCUUUCUCGUAUGGGUUGGCAUUGAUUAAUGUGUCAUCCUCAGGAGCGAGGAGUCUUCUGUCCACAUGCUUAUCCAGUGUCUCAGCCGGCCACAUUCCUUCAUAUGCCAGAGGCAGUUUCAGCCACCCAUGGUUGAUAUGAACCAGGUUCUUUUGUUCCAGUCCUUUCCCCAUCUUUUCUGGAACAUCAAAAUCCCAGGCAAGCAGCAAACGUUCUGACUUGGCCCGAAUGCUAUCCACCUUAUGGAUGGGGACGUAUUCCAAACUCUCGGGACUGAAGAAGCUUACUUCGGAAUUCUACCGGGAUACGGGGAUAUUUCGUGUGACAGGGGAGGGGUGGGAAGUCAAAAAGAAAAAUAUAAGUGACUGUUACAGUUUUUUGUGAUGUAAAUUUGUUAAAACCUUUGAAAAAUCU
Messenger RNA from Podarcis lilfordi (Lilford's wall lizard), 15847 nucleotides. The record is from the annotation of a GenBank genome assembly. NCBI's taxonomy places the organism in Eukaryota, Metazoa, Chordata, Lepidosauria, Squamata, Lacertidae.